This is a messenger RNA of Acanthamoeba castellanii str. Neff, 768 nucleotides long. RefSeq lists its product as uncharacterized. The coding region runs from base 1 to 768 and encodes 255 amino acids. The transcript has a single exon. The record is from RefSeq and is a predicted model, not a curated record. NCBI's taxonomy places the organism in Eukaryota, Discosea, Longamoebia, Acanthamoebidae.
AUGAGCCAAGCCAGAAGGCAGGCGCAGUCGGCCUCGAGCACCCCCUCGCACUCGCCAAGUCCCACUUCGACCCCGCCCAGGUACAGGCCGGCCUCGCGCACGCCCUCGCCGCCACUUCGUACCGCCACGCCCACGCUCUCGCCCACGUUCCCGGGCACCCCAUCGCCCUCCGUGUGGGAUGUCACCCCGACCCUGUCUCCCACGUUCCCCGGCACCCCUACGCCCGCCGCGUGGGAUGUCACCCCCACGCUCUCGCCCACUUUCCCCGGCACCCCUACGCCCGCCGCGUGGGACGUCACCCCCACACUCUCGCCCACUUUCCCCGGCACGCCCACGCCAUCGGAGCUCAAGACUGCGACGCCGUCGCCCCAGAAACCCUCCCGCAGCCCAUCGCCGAUGUAUCCCACUGGCACGGUCGUGCCGGGCAACCUGACGUCGGGCGGCGGAGGCAGCGGAGGCGCUGAUCUGGGCCUGAUCGCCGGUGUGGUGGUGGCGAUGCUCGUGCUAGUCGGGGUGGUGGCGUUGGUGGUGGCGGUGGUGGUGGUGGUGCGCGCGCGGCGCCGACGCACAGAUCCGAGACAGGUGGGCGGGAGGGCCACCGAAUGGGAGCUCGAAGAGAUGCCGUCCGCACACAACGUGUCCCUUAUGGCCUCACCGCUGUUCAGCGGGAAGGCGACCACCUUCACCAACGAACUCUACAACAUCGGUGAACCGACUAACAACAACAACAACAACAUCAACAGGACAAGAAGCUUCCGCUUUUUUUGA